Molecule: messenger RNA, 369 nt
Organism: Staurois parvus
Lineage: Eukaryota; Metazoa; Chordata; Amphibia; Anura; Ranidae
Source: the annotation of a GenBank genome assembly
GGUGUGUCCCCUGCAGCCUGUUUCACCGGCCAUCCUGUAUUCCAGGAGGUCGGCGUCUUCAGUGUGGGCACCCGGCUUUGCAGCUUGCGGUUUCACAGCCGGGUACCCACUGACCGUGCGCAAGUAGCGCUGCGCUUCAUGAAUGGUCCUGUAGUCUUCUGGGACCUGUCACGUGUCCCAAAAGACUACAGGGAGGGAGGACACCUUCCGAUCGGACCACCGGAAGUGGGAGCGGGUACCUGUCAAAUUCGGGUACCCGCUCCCCCCCGCCCCCCAAAGGUGCCAAUCCUUAAUGGGGAGCAGGGGACCAGUCUUUAGAGCGGAACUUCCCUUUUGGGUGGAGCUCCCCUUUAAGGUCACCAUACACAU